This is a messenger RNA of Thermothielavioides terrestris NRRL 8126, 195 nucleotides long. RefSeq lists its product as uncharacterized. The record is from RefSeq and is a predicted model, not a curated record. The transcript has a single exon. NCBI's taxonomy places the organism in Eukaryota, Fungi, Ascomycota, Sordariomycetes, Sordariales, Chaetomiaceae. The annotation marks the transcript as partial. Gene Ontology annotation, biological process: DNA integration.
GGUUACCCUAUAGUUGUAGUUGUCGACGGAGGCUCUAAAUUUAAAGGCGAAGUCAAGGAGAUCCUUUAUAAACUAGGUAUUAAAAGAGUUAUUAUCUUACUAUACAAUUCGUAUAUAAAUGGUGUAAAUGAGGCUAGCUAUAUCCCGAUUGCUACCUUGUUUAUAAAGAUGACUAAUAGUAUAAGAAAGAGGUAG